AUGGCGUCAGAAGCCGCUCAUCUCCCGUCGCUAGUGCCCAAGUCGUCCAAGGGCCCCAAUGUCCCUCGUGAGGAUACUGCACGGCGGAAGUCCGCCUCCAAGAGUCGCAAUGGCAUGUUCGUGUUCGUUUCUCAGCUGCGGUCUUGUGCGAUUGUGGGCCGCAAGAACAGCGCCACGCCGUUGGUUUCCGCUGUCAAGCCCUGCAUGCUGUACCCUGCAGCUGCAGAUGCGUCACGUGUAAAGCAAGAAGAGCGCGUAACUUGCGGAGGGUACAAGAAAGACAUCCGCUUCCGACCCGUGGAGAGAGCUCCAGCCCCUACAGCAAUAUCACCACCUACCUCAGCCCCGACGGGAAAAAGAGAAGCGUCCGGGACGGAGAAUACUGCUCGCUUUGGUGAGGAUCAAUCUGGAGACGAUGAUCCUACGCGUGCUUCCGGAGACACUGGGCCUUUGUCUUUCUGGCCUUGGGUCGAAGAGGAUGUGUCCAACAUCCCUUUGCCCGACUUUGACCUGAGUACAUUGCCAUGGAUGGAUUUCUCGCAUUUGGACUUUCCAUCUGCUACUGACGGGAAUGAGACAUUGGAACAAAUCAUGGAAGAGGUCAGCACAGAUAAUGGGCAUGGCCCAGAAGAGUCACUCGGGAGCGCGGAUAACGUCAAUCCUGAUUCUUUUCUGCGUUCGCCGGAUUCACCAUCGUUAGACGUCCCAAACUUUCCUUUCUUUCAGAACAUUGAGAUCGAAGCGGACGACAGGGAAGAGGUGGAGUCUCUUUUUCACCAGGAAUGUCUUACUGUACUCUCGAUAUGGGAAGACCGAGACAGGAAUCCUUGGCGUACUAUGAUAUGGCCCAUGACACAAGAAUCAAAAGCCCUCUAUCACGCUGUAGCUGCAAUGACAUUUCUGAUGCAGAGCAAGUAUACGCCUAACGCCCGCGACAAGGGUCUUAUACAUGCGCGCAAAAGCACACAGCAACUUGCAGCAGAUUUAAGCAAUGGGGAGAUCCAGAUAGAUACCGCGCUUGCUGCGACCAUAGCGCUGGGGUUUGCUGAAGCGUGGGACUUUCAGAAAUCCUCGACGGGGAGGACGCAUAUUCAAGGCGCAAGGAUCCUCCUGCAACAGUCUAUCUCACAACUUCAAUUAUCUCAACCAUCUGACGAUGCAGUUUCAGCUCGCCUCAGGUUUCUCGCGAACACCUGGAUCUAUAUGGAUACUCUAGCUCGUCUCACAUCUGAUUGUGGACCAAGCUUAGAUUCAGAUCUCUUACACUUCUUCACUGACGCAGGCCCGCUAGCAAUUCGAGAGGAGCUUGACCCGCUUAUGGGUUAUGCGGCAUCCCUAUUCCCGAUCAUUGGCCGAGUCGCAGACCUCAUCGCCACAAUUCGAACACGUAACCAGCGACGAAAUUCCCCGAUCAUCAUAUCAAAAGGCAUAGAGCUCAGGCACGUAAUUGAGGAUUGGUCUCCAGCCAUCGAUCUGGAACAAGUUGACAAGCCCACAUCCAACAUGAUAGAAGCCAUCCAAACAGCUGAAGCGUACAGAUGGGCCACACUUCUGCUACUCCAAGAAGCUGUUCCCGAGCUACCCAGCUUGGUCGCAUACAAAGAGCUAGGCCAGAAAACACUUGUUUAUCUUGCCACCAUACCUAGCAACUCCGCCACAAUCAACGUCCACACAUACCCUCUCAUGGUCGCCGCCACCGAGGCCGUCGAAGAAGAAGACCGAGAAUUUGUCCGCGACCGCUGGAAUAUCAUGCGAAAACGCAUGGUCAACGGUAUUAUCGACCGCUGCGAAGACGUUAUGGAAGAAGUUUGGCGCAGAAGAGAUGCUCAUUUCUCCGAAUGGUUAGCCCGGAAUAGUCCAGAUCCUGCCACAUUCGGCUUCUCACCGUCCAGUGCUAGCGGGAUUGCUGGUCUUAUGGGAGGUUCAAACAAGACUUCGCCAGGAACCUGUCGAGAGAAGGCUAGGUCUCCGACGAGAAGGUCGACUGCGCAUUCGGAUUUCCCAAUCUCGAUUGCCUUCAAAAAAGGUGUGGAUCCGAUCACUAGGAGCGGGAAUGUCGAUUAUACCGUCAAGGGAAAUCUGCAUUGGAUUGAGAUUAUGAAGGAGCGGAAUUGGGAAGUCUUGCUUGGGUGA
This is a messenger RNA of Didymosphaeria variabile, 2133 nucleotides long. RefSeq lists its product as uncharacterized. Gene Ontology annotation, cellular component: nucleus. The transcript is spliced from 4 exons. Gene Ontology annotation, biological process: positive regulation of transcription by RNA polymerase II. Gene Ontology annotation, molecular function: DNA-binding transcription factor activity; transcription cis-regulatory region binding. The record is from RefSeq and is a predicted model, not a curated record. Lineage: Eukaryota; Fungi; Ascomycota; Dothideomycetes; Pleosporales; Didymosphaeriaceae. Bases 1 to 2133 code for a protein of 710 amino acids.